This is a messenger RNA of Trichophyton rubrum CBS 118892, 1857 nucleotides long. RefSeq lists its product as uncharacterized. Gene Ontology annotation, biological process: NADP+ biosynthetic process; NAD+ metabolic process. Gene Ontology annotation, molecular function: NAD+ kinase activity. The transcript is spliced from 2 exons. The record is from RefSeq and is a predicted model, not a curated record. NCBI's taxonomy places the organism in Eukaryota, Fungi, Ascomycota, Eurotiomycetes, Onygenales, Arthrodermataceae. Bases 1 to 1857 code for a protein of 618 amino acids.
AUGACCGCCUCGAUAGAAGCCGCUGAUGUUAUAGGUAGAGAAAACAGCCAUGAAAGCGGCCAUAUGGGCCCGUCUUUAGGGCCACCAGAAGUCUCAUCGUCCUCGUCUCAGCAGUCGACCCAAAUCCCCGUACCGGCGAGCUACAGCCAGCGCAACCGCAAGGCCACCAGCUUGGCCUUAUAUCCUCAACCUCUUGACGAACCCAUGGGACAGCAUGGCCUUGAUACUGCCCCACAAACAAGUAUCUCACUAGCUGCCUCUCUGAGCGAGGUUCUCAACCCGCACGCCCGAACAUCGACAACCGUUUUCAAGAAUAAUAAGAUCGCCGAAACUCAGGCUUCUGAUAUCAGCCCAAAGGACAACAGCGCUUCUCUUGCUGAUAGACUCGUUGCAAUAUCCAAUUCACAAAUCAACACUAUAGAAACAGAGAGGUCAACACCUCGCUUAUCUGUUAAAUCACCCUGCUAUUUUCACCAGCGAUUUGAUGAUGCCGUCAAUAUCGAACGAGUUCUGGAUGAAGUAGUUAGUGACGAAUGGAUGUCACAUUCCCGAUUGAUGCAGACUGCUACUGGGGUUAGAGAGGUUUCAAAACAUCUUCAACGACGGUCCAUAAAGCUAGCAGUUAGAAAUGUCAUGAUUGUCACAAAGGCACGCGAUAACAGCCUUGUAUACCUUACUCGAGAAUUGGCCGAAUGGCUUUUAAGUACCCCCAGAUAUGGCAGUGACCUAGGCGUCAACGUCUAUGUGGAUGCAAAGCUACGACUAUCGAAACGUUUUGAUGCCCCUGGCUUACUAGACAAGGAGUCAAGAUAUGAGCAUAUGCUCAAAUACUGGACCCCGGAUCUCUGCUGGUCACAUCCUGAUAAGUUCGACCUAGUGAUCACCCUCGGCGGUGAUGGAACGGUUCUGUUCACUUCGUGGCUUUUCCAGCGUGUUGUUCCCCCAAUCCUAUCAUUUUCCCUAGGAAGCUUGGGAUUCUUAACCAAUUUUGAGUUCUCCAAGUACAGAGAGCACCUCAACCAGAUAAUGGGAGAUGUAGGCAUGCGGGUUAAUCUUCGUAUGAGAUUCACAUGUACGGUGUACAGGUCAAACCCGAGGAAUGGAAGCAAGGCUGUUCCGGCCGAAGAAGUUGAACGGUUCGAGGUCGUCAACGAACUUGUCAUUGAUCGCGGGCCGUCUCCCUAUGUAUCUAACCUGGAGGUAUACGGUGAUGAUGAACUUCUUACAGUAGUGCAGGCUGAUGGCUGCAUAUUCUCAACACCAACAGGUUCAACGGCCUACUCACUCUCAGCGGGCGGGUCUUUAAUUCACCCAUCUAUACCUGCCAUCCUACUGACACCCAUCUGUCCUCACACACUAUCUUUCCGCCCUAUGGUCCUCUCUGAUACCCUUCUACUUCGCAUUGCCGUUCCCCGACACUCUCGCUCCUCAGCGUACUGCUCUUUUGACGGCAAAGGACGCAUAGAGUUACGGCGUGGUGAUUACGUGACUGUCGAAGCAAGCCAAUUCCCAUUUCCAACGGUUGUCUCUCAAAGUGGAGAAUGGUUCCAGAGUGUCCGCCGCACGUUGCGCUGGAACGUAAGGGGAGCCGUUCAAAAGGGUUGGAAUGGCAGAGAGGACUGUCCUAAUAGUGAAGUUAAUACUUUUCCUACCAACGCUGAUAAGAUUGUCGAUUCUGGACAGUAUGAUGAGGACGAUGAUAAUGAACCAGAUGAUGAUUGGGAUAUCGAUACCGAUACUAAUACCGACAUGGGCCAGGGCGUCGACAGUGGCCUUGGACAGAGUGAAUGUGGUGACUCUCCAAAUACAGGGAGCAGUAGCCCUAUUCACAGAGUGAUGAGUUUACUGAACAUUUAA